This is a messenger RNA of Acanthaster planci (crown-of-thorns starfish), 876 nucleotides long. Its product is annotated as histamine H2 receptor-like. The record is from RefSeq and is a predicted model, not a curated record. NCBI's taxonomy places the organism in Eukaryota, Metazoa, Echinodermata, Asteroidea, Valvatida, Acanthasteridae. Gene Ontology annotation, cellular component: plasma membrane. Gene Ontology annotation, molecular function: G protein-coupled receptor activity. Gene Ontology annotation, biological process: G protein-coupled receptor signaling pathway.
AUGGAAAUCGUGAAUCCAAUGUAUUGGAAUGCCAGCCUUGUCGCGCAGGUAUUGUCUGUCAUUGCAGUGGCCUUGAACCUUCUGGUUGUGCUUGUGUUUGCUACCACCAAGCAAUUUCGUGUUAAGUAUCACGGGUUCGUCUUCAACCUUGUCCUCGCUGACAUCGCCGUCUCCGUCACCCUCUUCAUCUAUAUGCGUCCACAUCCAUUUGAUAAAGCAGUGCAAGCCGUGGGAAGGGCUUUCUUCUUAACCGCGCAGCUCAACAUCUUAGCCGUAGCCGUAAAUCGUCUGCUUGCCUUGUCUCUCAUGCCACCCGCCCGCUAUGAUGCUGUAGUAACACCUGCUCGCAUGGUGCUUGCAUGUCUAUUGAUUUGGAUCGUAUCUGCUGCGUUGUUCGUACCUACAACGUUUCUCCAAGACAAAAAACUGAACUGGUUGAUCCAAGCCCUUCUUCCUCUCAUCACUCUGGUAAUGACUGGUAUUUUUUACGUGAUGGUUUUCCGUAAGAUCGCCCAUUACCGGGCGCCACUUGCAUACACCCAGGGAAUCAGUGACAUAGAAGAACAGACCAGUACCCGAUUGCGACAAACACGCCACCUGAUGGUGACCUUCACCGUCAUAUUUGUAGCUUCUGCACUCUGUUGGUUGCCAUUUUGUGUUGUCUUUAUCAUGCUCUUUGCCCACGGGGGACCUACCAUUUCACUCUCGGUUGCCUUGUGGUGGUCUUUCCCUCCAUUAACCAUUAACUCUAUUCUGAAUCCUUUCAUCUACUGGUGGCGUUUCAAAGAGGCACGGGACGGAUUCUAUCAGUUGUUGUUCGGAUGUUGCUGCCGAAGGAGGCAAGAAACGGCUGAGGAAACAGAAGGAGAUCUGUAA